Messenger RNA from Chaetomium fimeti, 702 nucleotides. RefSeq lists its product as uncharacterized. NCBI's taxonomy places the organism in Eukaryota, Fungi, Ascomycota, Sordariomycetes, Sordariales, Chaetomiaceae. Bases 1 to 702 code for a protein of 233 amino acids. The record is from RefSeq and is a predicted model, not a curated record. The transcript is spliced from 6 exons.
AUGAAACUCUACGUCUUCGUAGCACAGACACCCGAUAAGAGCUCCAGGCCGAGUCGAAGUUGCACCGGCUAUGACGAGAACUACUACUAUCUUCACGCGGAGUCGUUCAUAUAUAUAAACCUCUUCGUCGAGAACCAAUACCGGUAUAUCUCGAGAUCGACUAAUAGUGUCUUGGGCGAGCUCGACGAGUUGGGUGUCGUCUUUGUUGCGGCGGCGAACAAUUACAUGCAAGGGAUUGAUCCAACCGUUGACAGCAGAUACGGCUUCUGGGACGCCCAGCGCCAGAAGCGGUUUGACACCUCCGGCCGCAGCAAGCCCGUCAUCUGGAAUGGGCAGGUCAAGGACAAAAGUCGCCUCAUUCGCUACGACACCCGCGCCACCUGGGACGCCGCGACUGCCUGCCAGGGCGUCUCGGACGACAGCAGCAGUCUAUCCGACAGCCCUAGCGAGCCCGUGGACUCCGGCAUCCCGCCGGACUUCAGGAACCGCCAGGACCCCAACGCUGGCAUAAUCACCACUCCACCAGCCAGCUCAACCACCCCCUCGCCCGUGUGCGACGACAAGUGCAAACAGGGCCGCGGCAACAGCAUGCUCAAGUAUGGCGGUUUCCUGGUUUUUCUCGGUACUGUCGAGAUCAAUACAAUGCCGGUCGGGCUGAUCAUGGGCCGUCUCCAAUACCAGCGGCUCCGCGACGGCUUUUAG